Messenger RNA from Nicotiana tabacum (common tobacco), 561 nucleotides. The record is from RefSeq and is a predicted model, not a curated record. NCBI's taxonomy places the organism in Eukaryota, Viridiplantae, Streptophyta, Magnoliopsida, Solanales, Solanaceae.
AUGGAGUGGGUAUCUUUUGUGGAUAGGGAUCUUAGAGAGUCUGUGGUUGAGGUUAGGCAAGUGAAUGAUAGGCUGAUGUUUAUUAAGUUGGUGAUCGGUGAAUGCAUCCUCAAUGUCGUUAGCGCUUACGCCCCGCAAGCGGGCUUGGAUGAGGAGGUUAAGAGGCACUUUUGGGAGGGCUUGGACGAGAUUGUGUGCAGUAUUCCACCUACUGAAAGGUUAUUUAUUGGAGGGAAUUUUAAUGGCCAUAUUGGGGCGGCUGUUGGUAGUUAUGGCGAGGUGCAUGGUGGCUUUGGCUUUGGGGAUAAGAACGGAGGAGGUACUUCGCUGUUAGACUUCGCUAAAGCUUUCGAGCUGGUGAUUGCGAACUCGACUUUUCCGAAGAGGGAGGAGCAUCUGGUGACUUUUCCAGAGUUCGGCGGUGAAGACUCAGAUCGAUUACCUUCUCCUCAGAAGAGGAAGAAGAGGUAUGCUCGUGGCCGACCGAGGAUUAGAUGGGGAGCUUUAACCAAGGAUAAAGCUCGGGAGUUGGAGGGGAGGUUAUCUGCUAUGAGAGCUUGA